GAAACACUUUACCGAGAGACGUACUUCAGCAUGUCGUUGGCUCUGCGCGCACAGCUGUUCUUUUUUCUGAUCUCCCUUUCAUCAAGGAUGGGGCUCAGUCGCUACAUAGAGGACAACGAAGCUUCAGAUGGAUUAUAUUCUCUGCUCAAUUUGGACCAGAAAAGAGAAUCAGAGGAUUUUAUUUUCCGUCGACCUCUCAGAUGCUUGGACAUGCUGGCCACUGAUGGCUACUUCACCUUUGUGGCGUCUCGGCCACAGCUGGCCUGCGCUGCUUUCAUCAUUGCUGAGCCCAGUGAUGUCAUCAGCCUGGAGCUGUCUGACGUCAGUAUCGACUGCGGCGCUGGGGAUUUCAUCAAGAUGUUUGACGGCUGGAUUCUGAAGGGAGAGAAGUUCCCCAGCAGUCAGGACCACCAGCUCCCUCUGCACCAGCGCUACACAGACUACUGCUCCUCUCUGGCACCAGGAGGAGCCACCAGCCACUCCUCUCAGAACGUCGCCAUGAUCUUCUUCCGCAUUCACAGUCCUGACAGUGGCUUUACCCUCGCUGUCAAAAAGCUGCACAACCCAUUUCCCUGUAACAUCAUGUCCCAGAGUCCAGAGGGCAGCUUCACCAUGGUGAUACCACACCAGCGCAGAAACUGCAGCUUCUCCAUCAUCUACCCUGUGGAGAUCCGACUGACAGAGCUCAGCCUGGGGCAGGCCAAAAGCAAUGAGCUCAGCCCACAGAGGUCGGGCUGUUCAGGGUCAGGUGACUAUGUGGAGCUCCUGGGGGGGAAUGGGGUGGACACCUCUAAGAUGUUCCCUGUAGCUGACGUCUGUUUCUCGCUCAGUGGGCUUGCCCAGAUGAAGAUUGGUUGUGAUAACUCGGUGGUGAGGCUGGUGUCCAGUGGGAACUAUAUCAACCGUGUUUCCUUCCAGUACCGACUAAUGGAACACAAUGAGCUCCCCAAGACUCGAGAGAACAGUCUUGAUAACUUCUGCACUGUGGAAUGAGAUCACACUCACACACAGACUCACACAUGAACAUGCACACACAAUCACACAGCCAUCCAUUUCUCUGUAAAUAUACCAGUUUAAUGAAAAUGUCCCCUUUGUCUAAUGUCGUCAAUAAAUAUUUUGUAUUGUUUUUGACAGAUAUUUUAUUUAGUGUCCUAAUUAUGUUAGCUUUGAUCGUAGCAUAUUUAUUUGAAGAAUUAUUUUUAUUCAUCACAAAUUUAUGGAUUAUGGUGGAUUUAAUUUCUUUUUAGUCAUUUGUCAUGAAAAUCUGUGAUACACUAUAUUUCUUGGCAAGAGCAUUAAUUUCAAGCCUUCCCUCUGUUGUUCUCAGUUUAUAUCAGUUUCAGUAUUCUUCGGGAGGUUUUAAUUCUCUGCUGUCCCUUAGUUACACUACCCUGAAUAUUUAAAAAUA
Messenger RNA from Toxotes jaculatrix (banded archerfish), 1408 nucleotides. Its product is annotated as corticotropin-releasing factor-binding protein-like. Gene Ontology annotation, biological process: negative regulation of corticotropin-releasing hormone receptor activity; negative regulation of corticotropin secretion; hormone-mediated signaling pathway. The transcript has 7 exons. The coding region runs from base 31 to 993 and encodes 320 amino acids. Gene Ontology annotation, molecular function: corticotropin-releasing hormone binding. NCBI's taxonomy places the organism in Eukaryota, Metazoa, Chordata, Actinopteri, Toxotidae. The record is from RefSeq and is a predicted model, not a curated record.